Molecule: messenger RNA, 1717 nt
Organism: Scatophagus argus
Lineage: Eukaryota; Metazoa; Chordata; Actinopteri; Scatophagidae
Gene: fhl3b
Product: four and a half LIM domains 3b
Exons: 6
Coding region: 302-1141 (279 amino acids)
Biological process (GO): actin cytoskeleton organization
Cellular component (GO): nucleus; stress fiber; Z disc
Molecular function (GO): actin binding; transcription coregulator activity
Source: RefSeq, a predicted model, not a curated record
CCUUCUUUCAGCUUGAACUCCCCACAAGGUGAAGUAAGACAGAAGGAGUGGAAAGACGGAGGAAGAAAGGGGCGGCGUUUGGAGGAAUGGUUUGGUUUUACGCACCAGACACAGAUGCUUCAGUCAGUGGAAACCCGUCAGUCUUCAGCGAGCAGGAGUCCGCGAAGAGGAUUUAAUUAUCUGUCAUAUUAUACAGCAGAGCAGCACAAACCGCUCAGGUCCCGCGCAGACCGACUUUCCUGCGAGCAUCUCGCCGGGCUGCUGGUGCGCACGGAGAGGAGGUCAGCCAGAGGAAGACAUCAUGAGUGACCGACUGAACUGCAAAAACUGUAACGAGUCCCUGUGUGGACGCAAAUACAUCCAGGUGGAGGACAAGCCUCACUGUGUCCCCUGCUACGACCGCCUGUACGCCAACACCUGUCAGGAGUGUAAAGAAAUCAUCGGCCAUAAUGCCAAGGAGCUCUUCUAUGAGAACAGAUACUACCACGCACACUGUUUUCGCUGUUGCCGCUGCGACCGCUCUCUGGCUGACGAGCCCUUCACCAGCCAGGGCGACGCGCUGGUGUGCAGCGACUGCUACUGCAACGAGUUUUCCUCCAAGUGCGUGGCCUGCGACAAGAUAGUCAUGCCAGGGUCAAGGAUGUUGGAGUACGACGGCUCAGCGUGGCACGAGGACUGUUUUAUGUGUCACAGUUGUGAGAAGCCCAUCGGUGCUGAGGCCUUCAUCCCAGAUAAAAACAACUACUACUGUGUGCCGUGUUACGAGGGCAGGGUUGCUCCUCAGUGCAGCCACUGCAAAAAGGCUCUGACUAAAGGAGGGGUGACCUAUAAGGACGAGGUGUGGCACAAAGAGUGUUUCCUCUGCACUGGAUGCAAAGCUCCCCUGGCUGGCCAACCCUUCACCUCACAGGGUGAAAGUCCAUACUGUGUCAAGUGCUUCAGCAGCCUGUAUGCCAAAAAGUGUGCCGCCUGCAACACAGCCAUCACAGGGUUCGGGGAUGGGAAGUACGUUUCUUUUGAGGACCGGCAGUGGCACCAGCCGUGCUUCAAGUGUUCGCGCUGCUCGGUGUCGCUGGUGGGCUCCGGCUUCUUCCCCGACCGCGACCAGAUUCUGUGCACAGACUGCAACAAUGACGACUGACCACCACUGACUACGUCAGUUAACACCUGCAGACAUUGAACACUGCUGAGACCAGCAGUGAAACUUCUAAACCUCAGCCUUGCACAUGAACACUGCGUUAUCACUAAUUUCACUCAGUGCAAAGCUGAUUCAAAGCUCAGUAUUUACAACUCAAAACUCUCAUCAGCUUUUAGCACAUUGAAAUGUAUGUAUAAAUUCUACAGAAAUGUCCUGUGAUGUACGUGUACGACUAAGUUUUUCUUUAUUUUUUGUUAUGUUUUGCACAUCCAAGACUAAAUAGAAUACAGAGAAGAUACAGGUGAAGUUUUAAAUUAAAACUUUGAUCCAUAAAAGUGGCAAUGCACCAACACUUCAUUCAUGACUGCUAGAUAGAACCAAAUAUUUAAAUGUUAUGACUUGACCUAUGCUUUGCAAACCUCUUCCUCCCUUUUUUGAAAAAUAUUCCAGCUUACAGAUCUGUCUUCUUCCUCCACUGCUUGUUGUAUGUAAACUUAUUUGCUGAAAAUGAACUUAUUUUCUUUUCAGCUUACUCCAAUCUUUACUGGUGUACAUUCAAUAAAAAUAUCACAAAGCAAA